AUGGUGGGAUGUAUCCUUGGCGGAGGUAAUAACGGAAUGAAUGGACUUCACGGUUUCAUGAUCGACAAUGUCGUGUCGUUCAGGUUAAUCACUGCAGAGGGCAAAUCGCUGGAGCUGAGCUCCUCUUCCACGGGUGAAGAGAAGGCAUUGUAUUAUGCCUUGUGUGGAGGUGGCCUUGGACUUGGAGUCGUGACGGAGUUGACUCUGAAAGCAUUUCCGAUUAGCGCUCUCAACAUGCAGGAAGAAGGAAUAUGGACACGGCGUCUGAUAUUCCCUCCCCCGGCCAUCGGUUUCGCCGCUGAGACAUUCCUCAAGCUGCAGCCACCACUUCCGAGCAUGAACACUGUUCUGGCAUUCAUGAGAGCUCCGCCAGGCACACCUGCUCCGGGAGCGCCAAUGAUCGCGCUCACAGCGAUGUCAUACGGCCCGGGUCAGGAAGCAGAGAAAGCAAUGGCCCUUCUAUUUGAUCCAGAAAUCAUUGGAAAGGCCAUCAACCCGGCUACCGUAUACACCCCUCUCCCAUUGUCAAGCGCCGCGUUUGAGCCGCUCAAUGUUCAUGGAGACUUCAAGGACGGGUCAUCAAGCUUCCUCAAGACACUGAAUGCCGAGACCAUCACAGCUGGAUUCCGUCAAUGGCUCGAGUUCACGGACAAGUACCCCGAUGGAAAGCGCACACUACUCGUCAUAGCCGGCUUCAACACGAAGAAGCUUGCUGAGUAUGGUGAGAUCCCGGAGGGCAAAGCGAAGUUUUGUGAGAUCCGUGAUAGAAACUUCUUUGCGUCAACAUGGGGCUGGUGUACGACUCCCGAGACUGCCACCGCCAUGUGGUCGUUCCAAAACGAAUUCAACGCACUGUGCCGAAAGAACGACACGGCAAUCCCAAGAACAUUUGCCAAUAAUCUUACCCCCGAAACGAAACUUGAAGAGCUGCACUCGGAUGAGAAGAUUGCUGAGCUGAAGCGGGUGAAAAAGACAUGGGACCCAGAAGGCCUGUUCUGGAGUCUAUAUGGAGAGAAAUCGAGUUGA
Messenger RNA from Phaeoacremonium minimum UCRPA7, 1026 nucleotides. RefSeq names its product putative fad binding domain protein. The transcript is spliced from 2 exons. The record is from RefSeq and is a predicted model, not a curated record. Gene Ontology annotation, molecular function: FAD binding; catalytic activity. Bases 1 to 1026 code for a protein of 341 amino acids. Lineage: Eukaryota; Fungi; Ascomycota; Sordariomycetes; Togniniales; Togniniaceae.